Messenger RNA from Tilletiopsis washingtonensis, 615 nucleotides. RefSeq names its product ribosomal protein S12. NCBI's taxonomy places the organism in Eukaryota, Fungi, Basidiomycota, Exobasidiomycetes, Entylomatales. Gene Ontology annotation, biological process: translation. The record is from RefSeq and is a predicted model, not a curated record. The coding region runs from base 13 to 537 and encodes 174 amino acids. Gene Ontology annotation, cellular component: ribosome; small ribosomal subunit. Gene Ontology annotation, molecular function: structural constituent of ribosome. The transcript is spliced from 3 exons.
CACACUCGCAGCAUGGCAUCUCUCAUGCGCCCGCUGCACCUGCAGCUCGCACGCAUGGCGCUCGCGCCCGCAGCGUCGACGUCGGCCAGCGCCGCUGCAUCCUCGUCGCGCCUCGCCGCGCCGCUGCGGCAGUUUAGCGCAAGCGCCGCCGCACCCACGACCUACCGCCAGGUGCUGCGCGGCGCACGCAAGCCGCACCGGCCGCCGGUGAACCGCACGCCGGCGCUCGAGGGCGCGCCGUUCGUCAAGGGCGUGUGCUCGCGCGUCUUCACGACGAAGCCCAAGAAGCCCAACUCGGCCGUGCGCAAGGUGGCGCGCAUCAAGCUCAGCAACGGGCGCACCACCGUCGCCUACAUUCCGGGCGAGGGGCACAACCUGCAGGAGCACAGCGUGGUGCUGAUGCGCGGCGGCCGUGUGCAGGAUCUGCCCGGUGUGCGAUACCAUCUCGUGCGCGGGCAUGCCGACAUGCAGGGCGUCGUCGGCCGGACAACGAGCCGCAGCAAGUACGGCACCAAGAAGCCCAAGGCGGCGGCGUAGAGGGGGCUGAGAGCGACAGCGCUACACUGGAUCACACGGGGUCUGCGCCGGGCACGACAGGCGGCAGAUAAUACAGGG